Molecule: messenger RNA, 1370 nt
Organism: Armigeres subalbatus
Lineage: Eukaryota; Metazoa; Arthropoda; Insecta; Diptera; Culicidae
Product: UPF0415 protein C7orf25 homolog
Exons: 2
Coding region: 114-1232 (372 amino acids)
Source: RefSeq, a predicted model, not a curated record
CCCGUUCAACUGAAACGAAACAAAACUGUCAAAACACAAAGCGCCAAAAUAAACAACCUGGUGCUCCUUAUCGUCAUCUAGUGAUUUAUAUUCCUUCCAGACCCAUUUAAAUUAUGGAAAAUGAGUAUACACUGGAAGAACUUACUUCACUGGUACAGGAAAAGAUCGACCUCGGAGGGAAACUACUGCAGGAUCUUGCAAAACGGGACACGAUCGAUGGAGUGCGAAAAAUUUCCAAGAAAAUCAGCCAGGAGCUGAAGUUUCUCAACAAGGUAAAAAGCGCCAAAACAGUUUCCAUCAAUCACAUUCUGUGCAGCAACUUGACGCACUUUGCCUGCCUGGUGCAAUGUUUGCUCAGCUGCCAGGAUGUGACUCAUGUCGACUAUCCGCUCCCGCUGGAGUACCGUGGCUCUAAGCUGCGGGUGGACAUCGUUGCCGAUGGAGGAGCAACUUGGAUCAAGGUCAUCGCACGCAAUCCGAAAUCGUUAAGCGAUGCCGUUCACGGCCGAACCAGCUACGGUUCUAAAAGUAUCUUGGAACAAGCGGAAGAGUACGUGGAAGCAGCGGAAGCUUAUCCCCAUAUGUUUAAAGCCCCCCGCAUUGUAUUUCGAUUUCUUAGCAAAAUUGACGACGAACUGGUUUUCGAAUUGGAGCAAGUUGGCGUAACGGUUUUGGUACUGCAAACCUCUCAACCGGUUCCUCGAACGGAAAUCGCUACCGUGACGAAGCUGAACCUAGACAUCACUACCCUGAUAGCAUACGUGAGCGCUAUGACUAACGGAUCUGCCAAUUGGGAGUACAACGAGCCUCUGCUGACGGAACAGGCCCGCUGGGAACGAGAAAAGCCCAUCAAACCCGUUUUGGAUCAGCUGUUCCAAGGGAUGGAACUGAUCUGCUGCGAAACGGCCGUGUCCUCAUUCAACGAAAUUCUCUCGAUCCUGGGUGGCCCAAGUGAAAAGGCACGAGCAGAAGAAUUGUUUCGAAGGGUGACCAUUAUGCCGGAUGUGCCUCUUCCAGACGAGAUGGCGAGCAUACGAGUGGGCGGAAAAAUUAAGCCACGGAGUUUGCAAAUUUUCGCCUUCGGAUUACGACACGAAGCGAUUACCGUCACUUCGAACGAGGGAUUUGUGCGGGCUGCGAAGAUGCAAGGGUUGGAAGUUCCGGUUUAUGUGCAUGAUGCGAGAGCGCUGACCGAGGAGAAGGAAGAGGGCGCACGAUUGUUGGAGGUGUAGGAAACACGGAAGGAAAUAAGUUCGAUUGGGAAGGUUCGACGGAAUUUAACAACAAAAAGAUUGUAAAAUAUAUACACUAACAUGUGUUCAUUUUGAUUGGAUAAUAAACGCACCGCAGAAUAAAGUAUAUUCAACUUA